AUGUACCUGCUGAUGCUGCAUGAACUCAGACUAGGAAUGCUCACUCACGGGUACAAUUUUACUAACAGUAAAAAAGUUUCAAAAGAUGUCUCAGAAGCUGGAGGUGCCCCCACUUUGCUCCACCCUCCAGGGGCUGGCCGGGAUGGUCCAGGGCUCGGUGAGGGCUCAGCAGGCUGCCGGCUGUGCCUUUGGGACCCUGGUAGGAGCUGGGUAGCCAGAGAAGAGCUCCCUCCGCCCCGCUCCCCUCCUGUGGCCGGGCAGGGAGCGAGCGCUGCGCAUGCAGCACCGAGGGGCUCCGGACACCUUCCCUCGGGGGUCCUCCACCUUCCCGAGCUCCUCACGGCCGUUCCAGGCUGCAGGAAAAUGUACUGUGAAAACCACGUCAGAAUUCUUUUCACCGUGACGCUGGUCUGGCAGGCUGUUCAUCUAGGAAAAGGCCUUGGGAAAGAAGAACCUGAAGAAGAUGUGAAAAGUCUCAAUGCCACAACUCAAAAGCAGCAGCCCAAGAACGAAGGGACUUUUAUAAAUGGACUCAGUGACAUGAAUCAGAGUUAUGAAAGCAGAAAGCAGCAGAGUUCCAGGUCUUUGGUACCUUUCACUGGAAUUACAGAGAGCAAAAAGCUGAGCAGACACUGCUGCCAGAACGGAGGGACCUGCAUCUUAGGGACUUUCUGUGCCUGCCUAAAGCAUUUCACUGGCAGAUACUGCGAACACGAUGAGCGGCAAAGCAACUGCGGCAGCAUCCCCCACGGCGCCUGGGUGCUGAAGGGCUGCUGGCUGUGCCGGUGCGGCUACGGCACCCUGAACUGCCUCUCUCAAAUAAUGCAAGAUAACUGCGAACUGAAAUCAGAAAAGGAGGAAAUUACCAGACUAUAUUCUAAUGGGUUAAGAUUACAGCAAACAGUGUUUGCAGUCGCUUGCCUGCUCACCAUGCUUCUGGAGUUCUGCUGCUGGCAGUUGUGAAACUGGACAAGGGGAAAUAUAUUAGGGUUGAUAUAACCCUCACCACGGGUCAUGCAUUUUUCUUUUUCUAUGAGCUAAAGAGGACUCUUCUACCUACAAGUUGGAGACAUAUUAAGAUGUAUUAGUUAAUGAUGGAAUGCUCGGAUAUUAUAAAUUCAGAUUAUAUAAAUGUGAAGUAUUUAUUAUUAUAUUAUUAUAUUAUUACUGCUGUCAGUGUCUGAUUCUAACAAUUCUCUAUUUCUAAAAUACUGUUCUUCCAGUGGAAGCAAACACCACCACCCC
Molecule: messenger RNA, 1245 nt
Organism: Myiozetetes cayanensis
Lineage: Eukaryota; Metazoa; Chordata; Aves; Passeriformes; Tyrannidae
Product: cryptic protein-like
Biological process (GO): anatomical structure development
Cellular component (GO): extracellular region; cell surface
Molecular function (GO): signaling receptor binding
Source: RefSeq, a predicted model, not a curated record